Molecule: messenger RNA, 2689 nt
Organism: Linum trigynum
Lineage: Eukaryota; Viridiplantae; Streptophyta; Magnoliopsida; Malpighiales; Linaceae
Source: the annotation of a GenBank genome assembly
CCGGAAGGAAGAAGGGAAGAGAAAAAAAAAUCAAAAGCGGGCCCCAGACUCGGAGGCCACGUCAACUUUCCACCACCACCAACAUCACAACCACCUCCUCUUUCUAUUCAUCACUGCUAUCACACACCCCUUUUCCUUCCUUUCCUCCCCAGAAAAAAAAAGCCUCUCUCCCUAUAAUGCGCCAUGUCGCGCUAUACGCACCCUCUCCCUCACUAAACCCCUCUUCUCCCUCCCCUCCCCCCUCCGCCGCGGCCGCCAAUCAAAACGGCGGGAUGCUUCUCUCCGUAUUCCUCGCCCUGUUCCUCCCCUGCGCCGGGAUGAGCGCUCUGUUCGUCGUCUACAUUUGCCUCCUCUGGUUCGCCUCCAAUCCACCCAUCAAUCCCCCGCCGGCCAACGACGAUUUGAAGCCCCCUGCCAAAAAAGGCCUCUCCGCCGACGAGCUCGAAAACCUCCCCAAGGUCACCGGGAAGGAGCUCACGAUGGGGGACGAAUGCGCCGUCUGCCUCGACGAGAUCGAGCCGGAGCAAAUCGCGCGGCGGAUUCCGGUCUGCAAUCACGGAUUCCACAUCGAUUGCGCCGACAAGUGGCUCUCGAAGCACCCGUUCUGCCCCGUCUGCCGCGGCAAAAUCGACCGCCAACGCCUGAUCGGCGGAGAAGGGGAAGUAGAAGGCGAUAAUGACAGUCCUGUUUGAAUUUUGAAAUUAGUAUCGGGGAGAUCGUGGGAGUAGUUUUAAUUCUGUAGGGUUUUUCUUUUUCUCUCUUCUUUUGUUGUACAAAUUCAUAUGAUAGAUUUUCCGAUUCCAUUCUCUUCUUUCUUCUCCUCUUUUAUUUUUAUUUUUUAUUUUACUUCUUUCUUAGUGUUAAAUGAAAAUUAAUUUAUUUGUAGUUACUAGUUAGUAGAAUUUCUAGAUUGUGUGUGUUUUUUUUAAAUUGAAUGAUUUAGUUUCUGCAAUGAAAAAAAGGAGAGCUAGCUAGGCAGAGUAGUUGCGGGAGCGAAUUUGGUGAUCAGGUGAAUCCUCUGCUUAGCAGCUGAGAGAGAGUAGCAGGUCUUGUUUUCCUUGGGGCCCAUUUGUAGCCUGGUUGUGACGGCUUUUGCGCAAUGAUUGUGAAAUCGUACCAAAGCUACACCGAAAAAAUUAGUGAUAGAAUAAUUUGUAAUUUAGGGUAUUGGAAUGGAACCGAAGCAAGCAAUAAUUCGAAAGGAAGCGUGGGGUAAUUGUUACAAGAAACCAAUAAGGAGUGCGGUUUGCCGGUUUUCUGCUGGAGUUUGGUUGCUUCCCCACCACCCUUCCAUAACUUUCUCCAUUGUUUUCUAGGAUUUGUCGCGGCCGAAGAGAACUAGAGAGGUUGCUGAUGCUUUGAAUCAAGUGUUUAGUUCCCCUUUUGCUUUCGACUUCGUGCAUAAUGGAGCACUACAUAUGGAUGAGUACACUUUUGAGUUCAAACCUUUCAUAUACAACGCAUAAAAGAAGCUAGCUUGUUCUUAACUUCAAACACUUGUAUUGAGAAAAAUACUUAAAAAGCGAAAGCUACAUGCAUUGAAUUAAGAAAUCAAUCAUGAAACUGAAAGAAAGUCAACAUUUUUUAAGCAACAAGCAACGCUUUUCAUUAUACAUAUGUCAGUGAAUGGUAUAUGAUCUACGAUUGAACCUCUCUCAACAACUCGAGUUAUUGGGAUCAAUUGGUUCUUGACAACAUCAAGCUGCUUGAUCAAAGUAUAAUUAACGUCAGGAAUCGAUACAUCUCAUAAUCAGUUUUGAGAUUAUGACUUUUUUUUGUUACGAUUUCAUUAGAAACUCUACGAACCGACGACAAAAACCAAAAAAACGUGGACGGAACAGAUCAAAUCACGCUCUACAUUUCGGCCGAAACCCAUUACCAGUUAGGUCUGGCCGAUCGAGUCCGGUCAUUAUCAAUAUACAUUUGCAAUUAAUGAUGGUCAGUAGUACUUAGUAGUACUACAAAGCUAGACGUGUAGAUGCUCUUGGAAACAAGUGUUGUGGAAGAAAGGGAAGAUUGAUGCGCGCAACGAAAUCAAUACAGGAGGAGGCCAUAACUGAGGGAGGGAAGAUUUAAUUAAGAUUUCCCAUUCCAUGUAGCUAUUAAUGGCAAAUUUUAAAAAAAAUGUAUUUAUGGGAGUGUUGUCGAGAAGAAUAUAUAUGUCAAGAACCAGUUGAUCUCAAUAACUCGAGUUGUUAGAAGAGGUUCAAUCGUGAAUCAUAUACCGCAACACUAACAAUAUAUACCGGGGGAGGUAGCAGUACCAAAUUAAUAAAAGCAGAGGAAAAUAUAUAUCUACGGUUAAAAAUAAAAAGCAUUGGAUGCACAGGAAACGAACGAACAGUGUUAGUAGAGGUUGGUGGUGGUAAUAAUGUGGAAAGCGUGCAUGCAUUUGCAUGGAUGGAAAGGCAGGGUGUUUGGGCGGUGCACAGAUCAUCAAAUCCCUUUUCGGAUUCGAUUAGCGGUGAAUAUACAACUACAACAGCACAGUCAACUCAGAAGAAGAAGAAGAAAAACCAGCUGCUCACCGCUGCAUGCGUUGGCAAUUGUAGUUGACUUUUAAUUUCAGGUGCGCCAUUUGGUUGGUCCACAGGCCUCCAUGCACGCUGCAAUAUCAUUGCAUUUAUAUUAUAUUUUUUCCAUUGUGAUAUUGUACCGUAAAGAGAUCUAAUGAAUUUAUAAGAUCAAU